AUGCCUCGGUCCCCGAGGAGCCCCGGGGACUACGGAGCCUUCACCCAAGACCAGGCCCACGGCACCAGGGAUGCCCGGCCCAGGAGGAUCGCACAACGGAACCGGAACACCUGCAGGCUGCUGGAGGAGCCUUUGCCAGACACAGAUCCUGGCACCUUCCUGUUGCCGGCCCACGUCAUAGCUCCAGGCCUGACACAAUGCAUGCUGGGAUUUGUGUCCUGGUUCACCUGCCUGGCCUGCUUCCUGAGGACAAGAGCCUACCGAGUGCUAUUCAACUCCUGCAGGCCCAGGCUGCUCUUCCAGAAGCUCAUGGAGAAGAUAGGCCUCCUGGCGCUCUGCGUGAUAGGAUUCUGGGUGUUGUCUAUUCACUUACCAUCAAAAAUGCACUUCUGUCAGGAUCCGGAUGAAAAUAAUCCACUGCAAAACUUGAGGUUUUACCAGGAGAAGGUGCAGCACCACACGGGGGAGAUCCAAGACCUUCGAGGUAGCAUGAAGCAGCUGAUUGCCAGACUCCAGGAUAUGGAAGCUCUGUCAGAUGAGCAGCGAAUGGCCCAGAAAAUCAUGAAGAUGAUACAUGGAGAUUACAUUGAAAAGCCGGACUUUGCGCUGAAGUCUAUAGGGGCCACCAUCGACUUUGAUCACACGUCAGCCACGUACAACCACGACAAGGCUCGCUCCUACUGGAACUGGAUCCGACUGUGGAACUAUGCACAGCCCCCGGACGUGAUCCUUGAGCCUAACGUGACUCCUGGCAACUGCUGGGCCUUCGAGGGUGACCGCGGCCAGGUGACCAUUCGACUGCCCCAGAAGAUCUACCUGUCCAACCUCACACUGCAGCAUAUCCCCAAGACCAUCUCGCUGUCAGGCAGCCUGGACACUGCCCCCAAGGACUUCGUCGUCUACGGCAUGGAGGGCACUCCCAGGGAGGAGGUGUUCCUGGGUGCGUUCCAGUUCCAGCCGGAAAACACCAUUCAGAUGUUCUCGCUUCAGAACCAGCCUGCCCGGCCCUUUGGUGCAGUCAAGGUAAAGAUCUCUAGCAACUGGGGCAAUCUACGUUUCACUUGCCUGUACCGCGUGCGUGUCCACGGCUUUGUGGCCCCGCCCGGCAACCAGCCUAGCUAG
Echinops telfairi (small Madagascar hedgehog) is the source of this 1122-nucleotide messenger RNA. RefSeq names its product Sad1 and UNC84 domain containing 5 (gene SUN5). The transcript is spliced from 14 exons. Gene Ontology annotation, biological process: nuclear envelope organization. Gene Ontology annotation, molecular function: protein-membrane adaptor activity. The coding region runs from base 1 to 1122 and encodes 373 amino acids. Gene Ontology annotation, cellular component: meiotic nuclear membrane microtubule tethering complex; nuclear envelope. The record is from RefSeq and is a predicted model, not a curated record. NCBI's taxonomy places the organism in Eukaryota, Metazoa, Chordata, Mammalia, Afrosoricida, Tenrecidae.